Messenger RNA from Penicillium malachiteum, 1467 nucleotides. Its product is annotated as flavin-containing monooxygenase. The record is from RefSeq and is a predicted model, not a curated record. Gene Ontology annotation, molecular function: N,N-dimethylaniline monooxygenase activity; NADP binding; flavin adenine dinucleotide binding. Bases 1 to 1467 code for a protein of 488 amino acids. The transcript has a single exon. NCBI's taxonomy places the organism in Eukaryota, Fungi, Ascomycota, Eurotiomycetes, Eurotiales, Aspergillaceae.
AUGAAUGAUCCCAUAAUGGACACCAACUACGACGUGAUCAUUGUCGGUGCCGGUCUCUCAGGAAUCAAUGCUGCGUAUCGCCUGCAAUCUCAAUUUCCCGAUCUUCGCUAUGCAAUUCUGGAAGCUCGUGAGAAUCUAGGCGGUACUUGGGAUUUCUUCAAAUAUCCUGGUAUCCGAUCAGACUCUCCUCUCCUUACCUAUGGCUACUCUUGGCACCACUGGAAUAAAGAUCAUCUUCUCGGCGAGGGCUCGGAGAUUCUACAGUAUAUGGACGAUGCGGCCACGGAGCACAACAUCAAAGAAAAAAUCUUAUUCAAGCAUCGUCUCUUUGGCGCAGAGUGGUCUUCACUAAACCAGUCCUGGUCUCUGAAUGUCCAUCGAGACGGAGGAACAAAAACCUUCUCAGCCCGCUUCUUAGUCCUGGGAACAGGUUACUACAACUAUGAACAAGCCCUGGAAGCAAAUAUCCCCGGAAUAGAAAAGUUCCAAGGCCAAGUCAUCCACCCACAAUUCUGGCCUGAGAGUCUCGACUACGCAAACAAGAAAAUCGUCGUGAUCGGUAGCGGCGCUACAGCUAUAACGCUCAUUCCCAAACUUGCCGCAAAAGCAGAAGUGACAAUGCUCCAGCGCAGUCCUUCAUACGUUAUGUCUAUUCAAAACAAAGCCAAGAAAACCUGGCUUCACUACAUUCUACCUGAUUCCAUGCGAUACAAGUUCGAGCGUAUGCGAUCUUUGUUUAUAACCCGUCUAUUCGUCCUUCUUUGUCGCGCUUAUCCCGAUUUCUCGAUAUGGCUCAUCAAGAAAGGUGUUACAAAACUUCUCCCUGAAAAUAUCCCCUAUGAUCCGCAUUUCAAGCCUAGCUAUAUUCCAUGGGAACAACGUUUCUGUGUCUGUCCCGAUGGUGAUUUCUUCGACUCUUUACGAAGUGGUCGUGCGAAUAUUAAAACGGAUACCAUUAAGAGCAUUACAUCAGAUGGAAUCGAACUAAAUUCCGGAGAUAAACUUGACGCUGAUAUCAUCGUCACUGCUACGGGUCUCUCCAUGCUCUUCGCUGGUGGGACUUCGUUCGUGAUUGACAGAGUCCCAUACGUCGCUUCGGAGAAGUUUGCGUGGCGUGGAAUGAUGCUCCAGGAUCUUCCGAACGCGGCAUAUCUCUUCGGAUAUACGAAUGCUUCGUGGACGCCUGGUGUGGAUGCGACUUCGGUGUUUUUUUGUCGUCUGUUAAAGGAGAUGAAGAGGCUUGGUAUGGCUGUUGCGGUUCCUAGGCUUGGUUUGAAGGAUGCGCAGGAUAUCAAACCCAGGAAAAUGUUUGGCUUGACUUCGACUUACGUGGCAAAGGCUGAAGGUAUUUUACCUAAAGCUGGUGAUCGCGCGCCCUGGUUACCUAGGGAGAGUUAUUUUCAGGAUUGGAAAUUUGCGAAAAGCGGCAGCUUGGAGGGGCUAGAGUUGGUUAGCGAGAAGGCUUAA